AUGAAUCUUCCAUUAAAAUAUGAGUCAACAUAAGUCAUAUCUAUACAUUAAUAAUCAUUAUCAAACUUACUAAUUAGAGUUGCAUUUCUAUCAAGACUAAGAUUCACCAAUGUUGCUAUAGGUUACUCAAUUGUUACAUUCCUGAAAAAUAAAUUCUUAGCAAUGACCUCAGGUGCUUUAAAAGAUCCUAUUCUAAAGAACCCACUUCUUGUGUAAAUGUUUUCUACUGUUAUAUUUUCAAUUGUGAUCGAUAAAACUCUAAAUUACUCCUCUAACUAUAAAUGA
Molecule: messenger RNA, 285 nt
Organism: Stylonychia lemnae
Lineage: Eukaryota; Ciliophora; Spirotrichea; Sporadotrichida; Oxytrichidae
Source: the annotation of a GenBank genome assembly